UCUAAACAGCGCACCACAACAACGAGCCAGCAACUUCCGGUCUCUUCUGUUAUCAAAACAAACAUGGCCACUUCCAGGCAGGUCGGCAGUUUGCUGGCUCGUUCUGCAAGACUUUUGCGUCCCAGGCUCGAUGCCCCAUGGCAACUUGCUGCCUCUCACAGUGUGUGCCGGAGUGCUGGUUAUCACUGGCUUUCACAUGACACUGUAAUCAAGAGCAGAUGGCCUCAGCAAUGGUUUGUUCCUGGGAGGAGCAUGUUUGUGCAGACACAGGACACACCAAACCCAAACAGCCUCAAGUUUCUGCCCGGACGCAUAGUUCUUGAAUCAGGAACUAUGGAUUUUCCCAGCCCUCGUGAAGCAUACACCUCACCCUUAGCCAGACAGCUAUUCCGGAUUGAUGGGGUCAAGAGUGUCUUCCUGGGCCCUGACUUUAUCACCAUAACCAGGGUUGAUGAAAAUAUUGAAUGGAAAGUAAUAAAACCUGACGUGUUUGCCACCAUUAUGGACUUUUUUACCUCUGGGCUUCCUGUCGUCAAUGAGGAUGAAAAACCUAAUGAAGACACAGCACCGUCGGAUGAUGACGAUGAGGUAGUUGCUAUGAUCAAAGAAUUGUUGGACACUCGGAUAAGACCCACAGUGCAGGAAGACGGAGGCGAUGUUGUGUAUCGCGGCUUCGAGGAUGGUGUGGUGAAACUGAAGUUACAGGGAUCCUGCACCAGUUGUCCAAGCUCCAUUAUCACUUUAAAGAAUGGAAUCCAAAACAUGCUACAGUUUUAUGUCCCCGAGGUCGAAUCGGUUGAGCAGGUGAAAGAUGAAGAGGAGGCUGCUGAAAUUUGACUGAUAUACGAGGACAACAAGCGCACAUUCCUCAAUGCACUGUCCAAUAAGUAACUCAUAUGGCUUGGGAUACGAUACCACACAGUGGGAGUACUCAUUAGCCUUUAUGCUAAUCAUAAAAUCACAUGAUUCAAUUUGUGUACAGUAUAUUCAACACAACAGUACUUCCACAUCAGGCAACUUCUUUUUUGCUCGAUAGUCAUUUCAUUUAUCAAACAUGUCCUCAAACUGCUACUCCAAAGGAGUUUCUUCAUUAAACGCACAAUAUUUAUAUGAAUAAAGUUUAUCCA
Messenger RNA from Syngnathus acus (greater pipefish), 1127 nucleotides. RefSeq names its product NFU1 iron-sulfur cluster scaffold homolog (S. cerevisiae) (gene nfu1). The transcript has 9 exons. Gene Ontology annotation, molecular function: iron ion binding; iron-sulfur cluster binding. Gene Ontology annotation, cellular component: mitochondrion. Bases 64 to 837 code for a protein of 257 amino acids. Lineage: Eukaryota; Metazoa; Chordata; Actinopteri; Syngnathiformes; Syngnathidae. The record is from RefSeq and is a predicted model, not a curated record. Gene Ontology annotation, biological process: iron-sulfur cluster assembly.